GAGUUUCCCUGAGACUUCAUUUCCCAGAGUCCAUCGGCAAGCCAAGUGCAUCGUAUGUAAACGGGUCACGUCGAAUCAAAUUCGUCCUGUCCGACUCGGUCGAAUUCCCGAAGGAUUCCGGGAAUCGUAGUUUAGGCCUUCUGCGCAGGCGCAGUCCAGAGUGGGGCGUGGUUUUUCUCUUCCUCCUAGUGCGUAGAACUACGUUGGGCGGGCGGCAGAAUCUUGUCUUCACUGCCAAAGGAAAGUCAAGGAAGAGGAAGAGAAAAUGAUUUCUGGACUUCUGAUAGCUGAGUCCCAGAAAGCACUGACCUUUCAAGAUGUGGCUGUAGAAUUCACCCCAGAGGAAUGGGGACUGUUGGAACCUGCUCAGAAGGACAUGCACAGAGAUGUGAUGUUGGAAAACUAUGAGAACUUCGUCUUCCUUGAUCUUCCAGUUCCCAAACCAACAUUAAUCUUCCACUUGGAGAAAAGAGAAACACCAUGGCUAUCAGCAGGAGAUAUCAUAAGAUAUACCUGCCCAGAUUUCCUUGUACAGAAGACAAAUUGUGAAACCAUAGAGUCAGCUCCAAAGCAGCAUAUUUCUAUGGAAGAAUUAUCCAAAGAAAGACUCAAAAAGAAUAGUCCCUGGGAUUCUAAAUUGGAAGAUGCUUGGAAUUAUGAUAUCAAAUUAGAGAGGCAAAACAAAAAUCAAGAGAGAUCAUCCAGACAAUUAAGAAUCAUUCACAGGAAUACUUUUAAUGGGUUAAAUACUAAUGAAUAUGAAACAUAUGGGGGAAAAGUCAAUCUAGGGUCAAAUGUUAUCCCACAACAGAAAAGUACUAUAGGAAAAUGUUUACAAAAAUAUGAUAUACUUGGAAACAGUGUCAGACUGUGUUCAGACUUAAUUAAGCAUAAUACAACUUCCUUGGGGAAGAAAUUUCCUAAGAACAAUAAUUGCAGGAAAUCUUUUAUUUACCAUUCGAAUCUUAUUCAUUAUCAUAGACUACAUACACGAGGAAAAGAUGCUAAGUAUAAUCAGAAUAGCAAAGAUUUCAGCAUCAAAUCCUCACACCCUGCUGUACAUCAAAAAAUAAAUAUAAAAGAAACCCCUUACAAAUGCAAUGAAUGUGGGAAAGCCUUCAAGCAGAAGAAAUACCUAAAAACACACAAGAUAAUUCAUAUUGGAGAGAAAUCUUUUGGAUGUAAAGAAUGUGGAAAAGCCUUUAGCAAUAAUCACAUCCUGUCUCAACAUCAAAUAAUUCAUAGUGCAAAGAAACCAUUUGAAUGUAAUGAAUGUGGUAAAGCUUUCAGUAGCAAACGAUACCUAAUUGAACAUAAAACAGCUCACACGGGAGAGAAACCUUAUAAAUGUAAUGAGUGUGAAAAAGCCUUCAGCUGGCAUGCAAGCCUCUAUGUACAUAAGAGAGUUCAUACUGGAGAGAAGCCCUUUGAAUGUAAGGAAUGUGGAAAAGCCUUCAGCAAGAAAGUAUAUCUUAUUAGACAUAAGGUAAUUCAUACUGGAGAGAAGCCCUUUGAAUGUAAUGCAUGUAGGAAAGCUUUUAGGCACUAUUCUUCCCUUAUGCAACAUCAAAAAAUUCAUACAGGGGAGAAACCCCAUAAAUGUAAUGAAUGUGAAAGAGCCUUCAGACAAAAGGCACACCUUGAAAUUCAUAAGAGAAUUCAUAAUGGAGAAAAGCCCUUUAAAUGUAAUGAAUGUGGGAAAGCCUUUAGGAACAAAGUAUACCUUAAUACACAUCAAGUAAUUCAUACUGGAGAGAAACCCUAUAAAUGUCAUGAAUGUGGGCGGGCCUUCAGGCGGAAGGCACACUUAGAAACACAUAAGAUAAUCCAUACAGGAGAGAAGCCCUUUGGAUGUAAUGAAUGUGGGAAAGCCUUCAGCAGUAAUCACCACCUAAAUCAGCAUCAAACAAUUCAUACUGGAGAGAAACCUUACAAAUGUAAUGAAUGUGGGAAAGCCUUUAGCAGUAAUCACUACCUAAUUCAACAUCAAACAAUUCAUACUGGAGAGAAACCUUAUAAAUGUAAUGAAUGUGGAAAAGCUUUCAGCACAAUUGCCAGACUUGAGACACAUAAGUUAGUUCAUCCUGGAGAGAAGCAUUUUGAAUGCAGUGAAUGUGGGAAAGGCUUCAGGUACAAAUCAGGUCUUAUACGACAUCAAAGGACUCAUACUGAAGAGAAACCCUAUAAAUGUAAUGAAUGUGGGAAAGUCUUCAAGCGGAGCUCAUCUCUUAUGCAGCAUGAGAUAAUUCACACUGGAGAGAAGCCCUACAAAUGUGAUGGAUGUGGGAAAGCUUUUAGUAGGAAAGGAAACCUUGAAAUACAUAGGAGAAUCCAUACUGGGGAGAAACCUUACAUAUGUAAUGAAUGUGGAAAAGCCUUUAGGCAUAAAGGAAGCUAUAAUGCACAUAUGAAAAUGUAUACUGGAAAGAAACAUUUUGAAUGUAAUGAAAGUGGAACAGCCUAAAUAAGCACCCAAUUGCUACACAGAAUUCAUAGGACAUAAAUAUUCAUUAAAUAUAUAGAACUUGAGAAAAAUUUGCAUUGCAAAAAAUCAUGAAAUUUAUAUUAAAGAGAAACCCAAUGAAUGUGGUUUGGCCUUUAACUAGAACGUAUACCUUACUGAAAACUUAUACUUGAAAGAAAUAUUUUUAGUGUAAUGAAUGCAGGAAUGUUUCCAAAUGAUGGAGAAACUUUAAGGAAUGUUAGAAUUCAUGCUGGAAAGAAACUUUCUAAAUGUAAGAAAUCUGGGAUAGCCUUUAGGAAAAAAAAAGCAAAGCUUCAUGUUGAAGGGAAACACUUCCAAUAAAGUUGAGUGCACAAGCUUUCAA
Sarcophilus harrisii (Tasmanian devil) is the source of this 2828-nucleotide messenger RNA. RefSeq names its product zinc finger protein 883. Gene Ontology annotation, molecular function: RNA polymerase II cis-regulatory region sequence-specific DNA binding; DNA-binding transcription activator activity, RNA polymerase II-specific. Bases 266 to 2464 code for a protein of 732 amino acids. Gene Ontology annotation, biological process: regulation of transcription by RNA polymerase II. Lineage: Eukaryota; Metazoa; Chordata; Mammalia; Dasyuromorphia; Dasyuridae. Gene Ontology annotation, cellular component: nucleus. The transcript is spliced from 5 exons. The record is from RefSeq and is a predicted model, not a curated record.